AUUUAAGCCAAAACAGUCACUAAGAAAGGGCGUUACUACGAGGUACUGUUUCAGUUGCUACAAGUCGUCGUGACGAGUGGAGCUAGCAAACAUGAGUUUCUUUCUGGUUUUAUUUGCAUCGUUUGUUGUUUUUGCUGCUGUUGAAGGCUUGCAGCAUGGAACUCUUCGCAUCGGGCAGACAAACCCUGAUAAUUACUACUGUGAAACUGUCACUUUCCCAACAAACUUCACGGGAGUUGAUCCUGUCAAAGUCUUUACGUCAGCAGGCUUUGGCACAAACUCAUCACGUGUACAUGACGUAGUGUUCACGUGGGUUGAGUCUGUCACUACAAGUAGUUUUAAAGUCUGUCUGGUAGAGAAUGGGGUUGGAUCGGAUGGCGAUGUGACUAUUAAUUGGAUGGCUUACCAAAGCAUACAGUCUGGUGUGACGGACGGAUCCGUCAGGUUGAACGACUGGACAACGGGAACAGAGUGUAAACAAGUUAUUUUCUCUCACAAUUUUCCAAGUGUUCCACAUAUCUUCAUGUCUGCCCAUCACAAUGUGCUGGACAAAAAGCAAGAUGCAGCUACAGUUUGGGUGGAAGGUAUCACCAGAAACGAUUUUACUGUUUGCAUGAGAGAAGCAAGAACCUUCGAUGGACGCCAUAAGGACAUCGAUGUGACUUGGAUGGCAAUGACGGAAGUUCCCCAGACAUGGAAUUAUCAUGACUUUAUCAGAUUAGACUUUCCAAACACACUUGUACCAAGCGAGGCUGACAAUGAUGCAUUUUGCCAGGUCGUGAGCUUCCACGAGCCGUACUAUGCUGCACCGACAAUCGUUGUUGCACCAAGUCACGAGUAUGACAGCAGUGAUAUUAAUGCCAUUCAUCCUGAGCACAACUCCAUCUCUGCCUGGGUUGAGGUAAGUUGGAAACUACUCGAACAAACUUCAUGUGUUAAAGAUCUUGUCGGAUUGGACAACAAACAUCAUCCAAUUGAAGUUGACUAUAUUGUGUUUGGAGAUCUUGAUCCAUGCAUCAACAAGACCUGUGAAUAUUUUGGUGUUUGUCAAGCCAUGUCAGCAAGUGUUCACCAGUGUGUGUGCGUUACCCAGUGUCCAUCUUACCAAGAUCUCGUGUGUGCUUCUAAUGGUCGAACGUUCGAUAACAUGUGCGCUCUGGAAAGAGAAAUAUGUCAAACUCAGGGAAACCAUUCGUAUUACCAUCCAGGCGGCUGUCAAGGUUUUCCAUUCGACAAAGGGACGCAUCAUCUCAACCAUGUUUCAGUCGAGUCCCAUUGUGAAGUUGUCUCUCUCCAGCCCUACGCAUUCUAUCCCGACAAACCCAUCCAUGUCCAAUUAACUGUCAACUACAUUAAUGCGUCACUUCCGGCUAAUGUGCAUGACGCAACAGUCACGUGGUCAGAAAAGGUGAAUCCAGACAACUUCACUGUGUGUAUGACCAAAACUGGAAGAAAUGAUCAGCCUACCAAUGACGUGGCAUCAGUUGAUUGGAUAGCUUAUCAGGGUUCACCAAACGGAGGGGUGACUGGGAAGGAGCGUAUUACACAAUGGUGGACUGGUACAAAGUGUACGACGUUAUCACUACCGAGUGGUAAAUUCACGGGUACCCCCACGGUACUAGUCACUCUCGAGCACCAGAGAGAUGGACUCAAACACGAUGCUGCCAGUGUCUGGGUCGAGGGCAUCAGCUCUUCAUCAUUUCAAGUUUGUAUCAGAGAGCUGCAGAACUUUGAUGGAAUUCAUGAAGAGAUUGACCUGGAUUGGAUGGCUUUUGAAACACUUCAUCUCCCAAUCUUCUAUGAACAUGGUAGUGUUCACUUCGCCAAUACCGAAACGCCUCUAAAAUCCAACAACUAUGCAUUCUGUGAGGUAGUGAAUUUGGCAAAAAGCUACACAAGACGACCUUCAGUGUUGAUAACAGCAACCCAUGAUACAAGUGUUGGCCUUACUAACCCUACGUGCAACGGGAUUUCUGCAUGGAUUGAGAAUAUCACGUUGGUAACAUUUCGUGUUUGUCUUAAAGAGUUGUACUCCGACCGUUAUGACCCUGUCACCCUGCAGUACGUGGUUGUAUCAGACAUGUGUGGAAAAGGCUGGAACUACUUCAAUGGCUUCUGCUACAGGACCUUCUCUACCUGUGCCUCUUGGAAUGAAUCGGAAUCCAACUGUCUUGAUGUCAACUCCAAUCUGACCAGUGUCACCAGCCAAGAAGAAAACACGUACAUUCAGCUUCGUCACGGCGGUGAUACAGGAUGGAUUGGACUACAAGACAUUGACAGUGAAGGAAACUUUACCUGGAUUGACGGUACCAAUGUUGACUUUACGUACUGGGCGCCAAACCAACCAAACGGUUUCCCUGGAGACCAGGAUUGCGUUCAUACCCUUGGAUUACGUCAUGACUAUCACUGGAAUGACGUCACAUGUGGAUCUUGCCACGCCUACACGUGCAAACGAGAUAUUGAUGAAUGUUCUGUUGAUUAUCACAUGUGCGAUAGAAAUGCACAGUGUACUAAUUCUGAUGGUUCGUACACGUGUGUUUGUAAUUCUGGCUACAAUGGUGAUGGAACCUCAUGCUCAGAUAUCGAUGAAUGUUCUUCCGGCGUCCAUUCUUGUGAUUCCAAUGCGCAGUGUACAAACACCGUGGGAUCCUAUACCUGUAGCUGCCGUCUUGGUUUUAAUGGUGAUGGAAGAACUUGUUCAGAUGUGGAUGAAUGUUCUUCUGGCGCUCAUUCAUGCAAUGUCAAUGCACAAUGUACAAAUACAGUUGGGUCAUUUACCUGCCAAUGUAACUCAGGUUAUCAUGGUGAUGGACACUCAUGUACUACAGAUUCUAUUCGUCUCGUUGGAUCAUUUAACAGCUACGAGGGACGUCUUGAAGUCUAUCACAGCGGGCAAUGGGGUACUGUCUGUGAUGAUGGCUGGGGACAAAGCCAAGCGUCGGUCGCCUGCAGGCAGCUCGGGUUCAGUGGUGUCCAGUCCUACAUUACCAAUACCUUUGGCGAGGGAAUUGACACUAUUUGGCUUGAUGAUGUCACCUGUAAUGGUAACGAAGUAAGAAUGCAGGACUGUUCACGUCGCUAUGGAUUAUGGGGAAGUCAUAAUUGCGUUCACAGCGAAGACGUAGGAAUUAUUUGUAUCCCAUAAGAAGGACACUACAAAGCAAGAGAUUUCCUGCCAUUUACCGAAUCAGUAGAAUCAAUCUUCUUUGUUCUGUUAGCUUGAAAAACUCUGAACUUAUCAUAUUGUUGUUCAUUGAGACAUUUUCUUUUGUAGAACCUGGUUCAAAAGCAAACUAGACGCAUAACUGUGUAAACUCGCACUCUUUUCAAUCGAAGUUUUUUUAUAAAGUUUAUGUUUAGAUGCUUACACAAUUAAAAUGGGUGGCGAAUGUGUGCAUUAAAAAAUACUGCUUGGCAAACUUUGAAUUAAACUAAUUUUCAGUUUUCA
Molecule: messenger RNA, 3448 nt
Organism: Exaiptasia diaphana
Lineage: Eukaryota; Metazoa; Cnidaria; Anthozoa; Actiniaria; Aiptasiidae
Exons: 17
Coding region: 92-3145 (1017 amino acids)
Biological process (GO): cell adhesion
Cellular component (GO): membrane
Molecular function (GO): calcium ion binding; carbohydrate binding; protein binding
Source: RefSeq, a predicted model, not a curated record